Molecule: messenger RNA, 3464 nt
Organism: Moneuplotes crassus
Lineage: Eukaryota; Ciliophora; Spirotrichea; Euplotida; Euplotidae
Source: the annotation of a GenBank genome assembly
UUUAUAGCAAAAAUAGAAAUAAAAUACAAUAUGAAGUCUCUAGGAGAUAACAAUCUAGAAAAAGUAGUUCCAAUGAAUGUGGUUGUAGAUAAGAAGAUACAAAGAGUGCAGAAAAUGAUGGCUAAACACUCCCUCAGUAUUGAACCAUCAGACCAGAGAUCUCUAUUUGAAAUAAAUUAUCAGGUACUGGUCAAAUUUCCUAGUAUUUUAAGUCAUAUUUCCCUGGUGAUGCACAUCAUUCUUUACUCUAUGUAGAAAGAAGAUGAUUUUGAAAAUGAUUAUGAAACCAACAUGAUCAAUUCAAGGUAUAUGGACAACCAGAAGGAGAAGAGAAUCAAGGCAUUAAAGUUCUUUGACCAAGCAGGCAGAAUGAAAUAACACCAAUCACAGUUAUCACGAGAAUGACUUUCUCAACUUCAAGUCCUCAAGGAAGAUCGAUGUUCAUAAAUCACAGAUAUUGAAGAGAAGAAAUAUGAGAUAUAAUCUUGAGCCUGGCUAUGCCCUGGCUAAGUCUAAGGAUUUUGCGAGAUAUACUAAACCUAAUGAAGAUUUACAAAGUAUCUCCAGUUCAAAAGUUCAGAAAAGCCUUUAUGCUCAUAAGAAGUAUAUAUCACAUGCAAAAACCGUUGAUAGAGCGCUUGCCAAUAAGAAGUUGAAGGAAAGCUAUUCUGAUUCUGGACCAAAACUACAACACAGUAAAUUACUCUACAGAUUUAUUCUUAAUUCCUUCUUCCAGUAGUUUAUCUCUUUUAGGUAAUAGUAAAAUCGAUUCGCUAGAGAACAUUCCUCAAAAAGAGUAUCUCAAGCAGGUAGAUUUGGUACUAGAUGAGCUGGAAAUAAGUGGAAUGAAUACUAAAAGCCAUAAAGCUGCCAAAAAUGUACAAAACGUGCAAUCUGACAGCUGAGCCUAUUCCUCCAUAUUCUCCAAAAUUCAUAAGAAAUUGGUUGAUGACCCUUCAUUGGACAACAAAACGACUUCCCACUGAAUGGAUAUUCUCAAGAGAAUUAAUGAAGGAUAUUUCAGUACAAUCCAAAGUCUGAGUAAACAUCAUGUUUACAAGAAACUUGAGCUUGAAGAUAGGAUUAAGCACUUGGAAAAUAAAUUUCUUGAACAAGCUGAACACAACGAGAGGGAAAUAAUGACCCUCAAAUAAGGAAAUUGACACCAAGAAUAGAGAGGUAGAGGAGCAUCGACUCAGAAGCAAACUUACUAAGCAACAAAAGGAAGCUCUCAAAUUCUUCCAAGACCAAUUCCUUGAAAGCAAAACAUUAAAGAAAGUUAUGGAGGAAGACCAUGAGAAUAUCAUGAAUGGGAAAUAAUGAACUGGCUAAAUUAUUGGCAACCACUCCUGAGAAAGUCACUGAAUCAGGAGUCACAGAUAUUUUGAAUAACUUCAACAGCACUUUAGAGAAUCAACUGGGAGCAGAAUCAUACACUGAACAGAUAAGGUUCUCUAAGCUUGAUGCUGAAAAGGAUAAGCCUUAUAAGAGUAUCGAGUCAGAAAUGAGCUUUAAGCUCAAGAAUAUCCAAAUGAGCACUGCAAAGAAGAUAGUUGACAGACUCGUAACCAAAUCAACCAGUUGUGAUGUUGAAGUCCAGACAUUGACAAUUGAAGAGCUUAUGAAAGAAUACUAUCAGCGUCAACUUCAUAUGGACAAAAUGGUUGAUAAAGUCAAACAGAAGUUAAAGUAUGAAGAAUCUCUUCACAUGAUGACAAAGGAAAAACUUAUCUGGUCUGAAAAGGAUAAAAUUAAACUCCAGAGACAAGUUGAUAACCUUGAAAAAGUCUUAAGAAGCUUAGAGGAAAAGCACAGAACUUUGACUAAGAAAUAUAUGGACUUUGCUCGAGAAUACAAGGACGUUGAAUACCAGAUAAAGUCAUUAGAAAAGAACCUCGAUAAGAGUAAAACAUUGAGAGCCCACUUAGAAAAUCAAGUGAAAGUACUAAAAAUCGAGAUUUCUCAAUUAAAAAGUGAGCCAGCUCCAACAAAAUCAAUGAAGCACAAGGAUAAAAAGUUAGAAUCCCUUCAGAAGAAAUAUGACAAACAAAAAGAAUUUAUUGGAGAACUCCAAGCCAAAAAUGAAGCUUAUUAUGACAAAAUAGUAUAUAUGGAAAGUAUCAUUAAAAACAACACAGAGCUAUUUGAUGAAUAUAAGAAGCAAAAGGAACAAGAUAAGCUCGAGAGAGAAAGCAGAGCCAGUAGAUGGUCAAGGAGAAGCAAUAAGAAUUUCAGUCGAAUCAAUAGCACUUUGAGUCAUGAUCCAACCAAAAACAAGGAAAGGAAGGCAACCAAUGAGUCUAAUCAAAGUUUUCUGAACCCAAAUGGCUCUGAUAGAGUUACUCGUAAAGGAACUCAGAAAAAUAACAAACUUGAUUUUUAUUCCAAUGAAAACGGGCUUGGCAGUGAUACAUUGGAAGAUGAUGAAGGCAAGUUUAAUUUUGAAUCUGAUGAAGAAGAGAAAGAUCAAAAUAAUAGAAGGAAAGGUCCUCCUAUUGUAAUUAGGGGACCAAGUCCUGAUGGAAAGAAAAAUAAUAGAGAACAAAGCAAAAAUAAGAUUAUGCAGGGCAAUCUAAGUCUUGAGCGCGAGUUGAAGAUCAGCAUGAGUCCAAAUAAAGUUGAAAGUUCUGACUUCACUAUCAAUACAAACAAGCUUAAAACUUCUCAAAUGAAAACUCUAGAAAUGAAAAAGCAAAAUAGGAGGCCAAUGUCCUCUCAUUCCUCUUCACAAAGUGAGGAAUUUCAGAUGAUAGCGAAAAAUAAUAAUGCUGAUUAUGAACAUGAAAGAGGAGUCAAACACAAUCAUAAGUUCAGAUCCCAAGUAGUAAUCAAAAGAGGACAAAGAGCAAGGUUUAGAGAAUCAGGUCAUGAAGUUAACGGUAAAACUGGAACCCAGAAUAUAAGAUCAAAAUAUGACUCAAAAUCUAACAUUUCUAAGCCUUUCCAAAUCAAAUCGACCGUUUAUACAGGUAAAGAGAAGGAUUCAAUAAGCUCAGGAAGAAUUGUAAACUACACUGAGCCACCUAGCAGAGUGACUCAAAAUGUUGGGACUCAGUUCCAUCGAGAGUUCCUCCCAAAGGAGGUAAUCUUAACAGAAGAGAGACUAAACGAAAUCAAGGAAGAUAUAACAACAAGUCUAAUUCUUGAACUUGAAAUCAGCAGAAAGCAUGUAAACAUGCUUACUGAAGAUCAAGAGAAGAUUCUUUACAAAAUGGGAAGACUUCUCGGGGAGUAUUACAUCAAAGACAAGAGUAGAGCUGCUAGAAAUCUCAACAAUAAUGCUAGUUUCUCUCCUACUAUCAAGCGAUCUAAAAGGCACAAAAAGUCUCACCAGAAAAUGAAGACCUUAAUCCAGCUAUCUAACGGUGGUGGGAACAUGAACCAGAAAUAAUUCCUCCUGCACUUUCCAAAAAUUCCAAUCCGGUUAAAACUAAGUCGUUUCCAAAAUUUAUUAAAAUUUUCAA